AUGGAUCGCCCAAAUAGAAGACAACAAUUAAAUAAAUUAAGACAAAAAGAAAUUUUGGAUGAGCUUCGGCAAAAGAGGAAUAAAUUGAAUGAAAAACGACAUAUAGAACCAGAAGAAGGAGACAUCGUUAACUCCAACACUUUAAUAAAAAGAGCUUCAGGCAAACGUCGUAAAGGUGAACCGGAAUCUUUGGGUGAUAAAGCUUGUCUUGUGCCUUCAGCCAAAGUAGAAGAAGGAAAAAGGUUAUCUAACCUCAUUCGGCAUUCGCGGGAAAUUGUAGAAUCUAUGAAUUGCCGAGAAGCAGGAUUUUAUACAAAAUAUUUCGCUGACGAUGACGAUGAGAUUAGUGAAAUAAGUUUAAUGUAUCCAGGAUGGGAAGGAUUAGAAUCAUUUGCACUUGCUACACUUUCCAGAAACAAAGACAAAGACAAUGAAUACCUUCCAAUGAAAGACUUGAAAUCUACAGUCAAUCUAAUAAUUGAUCACGUAUUAGCGGAUGAUAUUUCUGAAAUGUUUAAAACUUCUCUAAACAACAAAUCAGUACAACUUGCCAUAAACAAUUCAAUUAAAAACCGCCUGCUCGACGA
This is a messenger RNA of Racocetra persica, 587 nucleotides long. Lineage: Eukaryota; Fungi; Glomeromycota; Glomeromycetes; Diversisporales; Gigasporaceae. The record is from the annotation of a GenBank genome assembly.